AUCGUUGCAUGUUGCAUUUCCGAAAUAAUGAAUCAUUCGAUAUUAGUCAUAUUUAUCACCCUCUUUCCUUCCUUCUUGUCCUUCCCGCGCCAAUCUUAUGCAUGUACAUAUGUAUGUACGUACAUACGUCAUACAUUGUGAGAUUGUGUUCGAGUAAGGUAAACUCUCAUCAUUUAUUAAAAGUCGUCCCGAAGCGCGUUCGUUUAUAAUAGACAUCGAAAAAUGCGAUUGAAAGUACAUCUCUAAUUUCUGUCAUAUUCAAAAACUGUGAAAAACGAUGAAUUCGCAAGCACAGAGAACUGAUACAGAAAGUAAUAGAGAAGACGGCGAUAAUCUCGAUAUAUACAACUAUGAGGAUAGAGAAAGGUUAAUCAAGCCAAGAAACAAUUUUGCAUCGUACUCUGAGAAUGUCGACGUACGAUUUCGAAGUACUAUCGACAAUAAUAUAACAUACGGCGGUACAGAGGCUAUCUUGGGUUACUCCAGAAGACUAAAUACAGGGAACAUAAUUCCAGGAGCAACCAAUUUCCUAUCGACCAAUUAUGAGAGCUUGGAUUAUGAUCCGUGUGAAAAUUAUCUCCUGCAAGAUGAAGAAAGGAAGAAGGGGUAUAAAUUUGUUGUUAAAAAAAAUUUUGCCAGAUGGUUUAUCUUUCUUUUGAUUGGAAUUUGCACUGCCCUUAUAGCGUGCUUCAUAGAUAUAUCGAUAGAAGAAUUAUCUAGCCUAAAAUACAGCUGGCUUAAGAAAUAUGUGGACAAAUGUGCGAUAGAAGGUUGUAUAUGGGUACCAUACAUGAUAUGGUUAGUGUUAAAUGUGGUACCAGUUUUAAUAGGUGCCAUUCUAGUAUCUUACAUUGAACCUGUUGCUGCGGGAAGUGGUAUUCCGCAAGUAAAAUGUUACUUGAACGGAGUUAAAAUACCACGAGUUGUACGUAUUAAAACUUUGGCUGUGAAAACUAUCGGCGUUAUAUGCACCGUAGUCGGAGGUUUAGCAGGAGGCAAGGAAGGUCCUAUGAUUCACUCUGGCGCUAUUGUGGCCGCAGGAAUUUCUCAAGGUAAAAGUACUACUUUUAAAAAGGAUUUAAAGAUAUUCAAAUAUUUUAGAGAGGAUCAUGAGAAACGAGACUUUGUGUCCGGGGGCGCCGCAUCCGGAGUAUCGGCGGCUUUCGGAGCGCCAAUUGGUGGAGUCUUGUUUAGUAUAGAAGAAGGAACUAGCUUUUUCAAUCAAAGUCUCACGUGGAGAACGUUUUUUGCCAGUAUGAUUACUACAUUCACCUUAAACGUAGUCCUGAGCGCGUAUCACGGACGUUUGGGAGAUCUUUCUUAUCCAGGCUUAUUGAAUCUAGGAAAAUUUGAAUCGAUUCCAUAUCAAAUUUAUGAGAUUCCUCUGUUUAUGAUAAUGGGCACGUUCGGCGGAUUAUUCGGCGCUCUUUGGAAUCAUAUCAAUUACAAGAUCACUUGUUUUCGUUUGCGAUUCGUGAGGCAAAAAUGGCUAAAAGUAAUCGAAGCUCUCCUAGUGGCGAUAUUAAGCGCGACAAUGGGUUCCUUGAUGAUAUACUUUAUCAAUGACUGUAAACCAUUAGGUAAUGAUCCCACAAAGUUUCCGGUUCAAAUGUAUUGCGCGGAAGGACAGUAUAGCGCCGUCGCCUCUUUGUGGUUUCAAACUCCGGAAAGCAGUGUACGAUCAUUAUUUCACGAUCCUAAAGGAUCUCAUAACGACAUUACACUGGCCGUUUUUGUUAUUCUGUAUUUCUUUCUUGCUGCCGCUACUUUCGGCCUAUCAAUGUCGAGUGGCCUCUUUAUUCCCUCUUUAUUGAUUGGAUCUGCAUGGGGUAGAUUAAUUGGAUCGGCCCUGUCGAGAAUAUGCCCGGAUAGUGAAGUAUUAGAUCCUGGCAAGUAUGCUUUAUUGGGCGCUGCUGCACAAUUAGGAGGGGUAGUUAGAAUGACAAUAAGUUUGACUGCAAUCUUGAUAGAGGCGACACAGGGAAUAUCUUUUGGUUUACCUGUCAUAAUAGUUCUUAUAAUGGCCAAGUGGGUUGGUGAUUUCUUUAAUGAGGGAAUUUACGACAUUCAUACACAAAUGGCUGGGAUUCCAUUACUUCCAUGGGAAUCCCCUCCACUGUCAAAUAAUAUUUAUGCAAGUGAGAUAAUGAGUCAUCCAAUAGUCGCUCUAAAGACUGUCGAAAAUGUAGGACAUAUCGUUGAGCUUUUAAAAUGCGUUACAUUUAAUGGAUUUCCCGUUGUUGAUCCACCAAGUAGCGAUCAGACCGAGAUAAAUUCUUAUGGUCGAUUUCGAGGUCUGAUAUUACGUUCACAAUUGAUAGUACUAUUGAAAAACAAAGUAUUUAAUGAAUACGCGGAAUCCUGGGAGAAGCCUUUAAGUAUAGAAAUGUUUAGAAACGAGUAUCCUAGGUAUCCGACUAUCGAGCAAGUCGCCAUUACUGAUGAAGAAAAAACUUAUACGAUAGAUUUGAGACAUUUCAUGAAUCCUUCUCCUUAUACGAUACAACACUCUGCAACACUGCCGAGGACAUUCAGGCUUUUUAGAGCAUUAGGAUUACGUCACAUACCAGUGGUGAAUGACACAAAUGAGGUGAUUGGUAUUAUUACACGAAAAGAUGUUGCCAGAUUCAGGAUAUGGAAACAUCAGGGAAGAAUGGGAUUGGAUGAACUUUUAAUCACCAAUAAAAUUUAAUUUUGAAUUUUUUUUUAUUACUUUUUUAUAGAUUUUCAUAUUUAAAAAUUCUUUUAGAAUUCCUAACAUUUCAACAUAUUUUAUUGCAUUGCGCAAAUUUUAAAAAUUGGAAAAUUUUGAUAAUAUGGAUAUGUAAACAUGUGUUGUGUAAUUUUGUAUAGAUGUAUAUGCGUGCAUUUGUAUACGCAACCAACGCAUAUAUGGCAAAACUUGAAAGCAUGUUGGCACAUGUAUAGAAAUGUGCGCAUGCGCAAUUACGCUAUAGGACAUACAUAAUUUGCCAAAGAGUAGGCUGUACUGCUUGUAUUUUCUAAAAAUUUCUGCAUUUAAAACGAUACAAAUAUGUAUUUGUUAACUUUAAAGCAAAAAUAGAGAGAAAGGUGGAUAUAGAAAGUGCGAGCAAUGCAACAGUCUUAUGUAUACAUGUAUGUAUGUACAUAGGAGGUAGAGAGGAAACGUACAAUACCAUUUAUACAUUAUGUCUUCGCAUGUUAAAAUUUUAAUUAUUUACAAACAGUUCCCAUCCAAGCCACGACCAAAGUUUAAAAAAGAGAUAUACAGGAAGAAUGACUAAUAAUAAGAGAAAGUAGUAUUCGUAUGGCAAUAUAUACAUGUUAAGUAACUUUUAAGAGAUUUUCCAUUCUCUUGAUAAUAUAUAUUAUUGAUCUUGGAUGUGUAACCUGAAACAAAGUAUUUCAUUGUACGAUAGAAAAUAUAGUUAUCUAUUUUUGUUACA
Messenger RNA from Camponotus floridanus (Florida carpenter ant), 3428 nucleotides. RefSeq names its product H(+)/Cl(-) exchange transporter 7 (gene ClC-b). The record is from RefSeq and is a predicted model, not a curated record. The transcript has 12 exons. Gene Ontology annotation, cellular component: lysosomal membrane; intracellular membrane-bounded organelle. NCBI's taxonomy places the organism in Eukaryota, Metazoa, Arthropoda, Insecta, Hymenoptera, Formicidae. Gene Ontology annotation, molecular function: voltage-gated chloride channel activity. Gene Ontology annotation, biological process: transmembrane transport; chloride transport. The coding region runs from base 278 to 2692 and encodes 804 amino acids.